ACAUUACGUCCAUAUGUCUGUAGCGAUGCGGCUAACUACGAGAUCGAAGCAUUGAAAGGCACACGAGUGAGUAUGGGAGAAGGACCACAUUGGAAGUACCCGAACUUAUACUAUGUCGAUAUGGGUACUGGUGAAGUGGCGCGAUAUGAUUCCAUAACCGGGAGGACCCACAAAUGUCAAAUAACAAAUCACCGAAAAGUUUCCUUUAUUAUACCAUAUAAAAACUCCGACAAACUAUUUGCUGUUGGUCUCAAUCGGCUUGCCGCACAAAUUUACUGGGAUGGCUACGCCACGAAGUGUCAGGUCGUUAAGAAGUUGUUUGAAGUUGAGACAGAGAAUCCACGUGGCAACAGCAAAUGUCUAAACGAUGCGAAAUGUGAUGCCAAAGGACGCCUCUUUACCGGCACAGUUGAUUGUGAUUUCGGCACUACGGGCGUUAGUGAUCGAAGUUUGUAUAAAUUCGCUAACGGUAAACUAGAACGGAUUUUAGCCAAUGUAAAUCUCUCGAAUGGCAUGGCUUGGAAUUAUAAACGCAGAGAGUACUAUUACGUGGAUAGUGGCAGAAAUAAUAUCAUACGCUUCGAUUACGAUUUGAAAACUGGGCGUACAGUAAAUCCAAAAGUCGUUUUUCACCUGGAUGUAAGUGAGUUCACACCCAAUAACAGCGGUUGGAUAAUCAUGGACGGCAUGACCAUAGACACGUCCGGUUAUCUCUAUGUUGUUGUACACGGCAGCACCAAAAUAUUAAAAAUUUGCACCAGGAAAUGGAGAAUAGUCGAACGUAUUGAAAUACCUUGCAGUUCAAUAUCGUCUGCGACCUUUGGCGGCGCCAAGUACAAUGAACUUUAUGUAACAUCUGUAGAUGCGGAAAAUGCAACAACAACUUGUGGCAAGAUCUUUCGAAUUAAGGGUCUCAACGCUCGCGGAGAGCUCAAUGAACCGAUAAAUUUUUAA
Molecule: messenger RNA, 954 nt
Organism: Bactrocera tryoni
Lineage: Eukaryota; Metazoa; Arthropoda; Insecta; Diptera; Tephritidae
Product: regucalcin-like
Exons: 5
Coding region: 73-954 (293 amino acids)
Biological process (GO): L-ascorbic acid biosynthetic process
Molecular function (GO): gluconolactonase activity; calcium ion binding
Source: RefSeq, a predicted model, not a curated record